Molecule: messenger RNA, 1455 nt
Organism: Aspergillus ruber CBS 135680
Lineage: Eukaryota; Fungi; Ascomycota; Eurotiomycetes; Eurotiales; Aspergillaceae
Product: alpha-mannosyltransferase
Exons: 1
Coding region: 1-1455 (484 amino acids)
Biological process (GO): mannan biosynthetic process
Cellular component (GO): Golgi apparatus
Molecular function (GO): alpha-1,2-mannosyltransferase activity
Source: RefSeq, a predicted model, not a curated record
AUGCUCUUCCCCCGGGUGCGAUCCCGGGUGCGAACGUUGCUCCUUGCGCUGUUUCUCGUAUCAGUUAUCACCUGGUGUCUAUCGCGAUCGCGACAAUCGGACGGACAAACCGGACAGGUCCCGAUCAUCCACAACCCCAAAGGCCAUAUCAAAUUCUGGCGCCAAUUCGAACCACUCUUAUCGAAAUAUGAACCGAAAUGCCUUCCUCCGGAACGUCUUGGAUCAGCGGAGUCGAUCAGGUUUGAGCAAGCGGAUCCCGAUUAUCGCCCAGAGCUCAUUGAGAUGUCGGCGGAGGACGUGGCUAUUAUGAAGAAGGCGCAUCACGGGUUCGUGAGUGAGAUAAAAAAAGAUGGACCGAAACUUCAUUAUGAAUCGCAUACGAGGGGUAUCGUGUCGACAGCGGGAGGAUCAUACUUGCCGGUGUUGGUGAUCUCGCUCCGCAUGCUUCGGAGGACGGGCUCGGAGAUUCCAAUGGAGGUUUUCUUAGCGGAUGGGUCAGAAUAUGAGGAAUACAUUUGCGAAAUGGUUCUCCCUUCCUUGAACGCCCGGUGCGUUGUGCUAUGGGACAUUCUGAGUGCGAUACCAGAUGGCGUGCAGGUGGAGAAGUACCAGUACAAGCUCUUUGCGAUGCUCUUUUCCUCGUUUGAGGAGAUAUUUUUCUUGGAUGCUGAUGCGUUCCCGUUAAUGAAGCCGGAGAGUGUGUUUGCAAGCGAACCAUUCAGAUCCAGUCAGAUGAUCACUUGGCCAGACUUCUGGCUCCCUACACCUUCGUCACUCUUUUACGAGAUCUCCUCCAUACCUGUUCCCCGCAAGGCCCAGAGACAGUCGAGUGAGUCUGGAGAGAUCUUCCUCUCUAAACGAACUCACCUCAAGACCCUCCUCCUCGCUACAUACUACAAUUUCUGGGGCCCAACCCACUACUGGCCCCUCCUCUCCCAAGGUGCCGCAGGCGAGGGCGACAAAGAAACCUUCGUCGCAGCAGCUACAGUAGCCAACGAACCCUUCUACCAAGUCAGCGAACCUAUUUGCGCCAUCGGCCACCGCACCGCAGGCGGCCUAGCCGGCUCAGCCAUGGCCCAAUUCAACCCCGUCGAAGACUACAUGCUCACACAGAAGGAUCAGUGGCGCAUCAUGGGCGCAAAAGCUCUCCCUCCCCAGACAUACGUAAUUCACGCAAACUUUCCCAAGUUCAACCCGGCUACUGUGUUCAAUCCGGGUGAUGUGAAUCCGGCAUUCGCGGAUGAUGGUAGUUACACGCGGGCGUGGACUAUCCCGGAAGAGGUUAUUGAGAAGUUUCCUACGGAUGUCGAGAGGGAGUUUUGGAGUGAGAUUCUCUGGACUGCUUGUGAACUCGAGGACAAGUUUGAGACUUGGAAGGGGCAGGCUAAUAUUUGCCGGAAAGUUAAGGAUUACUGGAAUGCUAUCUUCGUGGAUUCGAAGUCUGGGGCCGUCUGA